UGUAGUUUAACACACAUCUCUGCAGCUUCUCUACUGUUACCCACUCUUUACUCCAUCCAGACAGUGUCUUGCCCACGACCAAAAUCUAAUAAAUUAGCAAAGAUUCCCAAAGGAGUAAAUCAUGAUAAUCUAAUUAAAAUCAAAAUAACUCCAAUUGGGGAAAAAGUUAAAACAAUUAAAUGCGGUCUGUUUAACAUAAGAUCGCUUUCCUCUAAAAGUCUACUAGUUAAUGACUUGAUUUGUGAUAAUCACAUUGACUUGUUUUGCCUUACAGAAACCUGGCUGCAGCAAGAGGAUUAUGUGAGCAUAAAUGAGGCAACUCCUUCAAGCUAUUUAAAUUUUCACAUCCCCAGAAGUUCUGGGCGAGGAGGAGGAGUAGCAACAAUCUUCCAGUCUGACUUACUGAUUACUCCCAAAACAAUUAAUACCUACAACUCUUUUGAACAUUUAACCCUUAAUUUCCCUGAUCCAAAUUUCAAGGCAAGAAAACCUCUUCUUUUUGUAACUUUGUAUCGUCCACCAGGUCCUUACUCUGAAUUUUUAGAUGAGUUUUCAGAGUUCCUUUCUGAUUUGGUAUUAAAUACUGACAGGGUCAUCAUAGUGGGAGAUUUUAACAUCCAUGCUGACAUUGAAGGCGAUAGCUUAAGAGCAGCCUUUAAUGCUAUCUUAGACACUAUUGGCUUUGUUCAAAAUGUGAAUAGUCCCACGCAUUCUCAUCUUCAUACUUUGGAUCUUGUGCUGACAUAUGGCAUAGAAUGUGAAGAAAUAACAGUAUUUCCUCACAACCCUGUCCUCUCUGACCACUUUCUAAUAACCUUCAGGAUUACUUUAACAGAGUUCUCCUCCCCCAAAAGAAGGUUCAAUUUUAGUAGAUCUUUAUCAGAUAGUGCAGUUAUAAAUUUUAAAGAAUCUGCUUCACUUUCUCUCUCCUCUGUGUCACUGAGCAGUGCUGCAGAGUGCAAAAGCUUAGCUUAUUCCCCUUCACAGGUUGAUGAUUUUGUUGAUGGGGUUGCUAGUUCUCUGCGUAUUGCCUUAGACAACGCAGCUCCUUUGAAAAUGAAAACCGUUAAAAAUAGAAAGCUUGCUCCUUGGUUUAAUGCAGAGCUGCGUACUUUGAAGCAAAAUGCUAGGAAACUGGAGAGAAAAUAUCGCUCCACAGGCCUGCGAGAGUCCUUCCUAGUCUGGAAAAAUGGUUUACUGCUGUAUAAGAGGACCCUUUGUAAAGCAAGAGCAGCAUACUUCUCCUCAUUAAUAGAGGAGAAUAAGAAUAAUCCAAGAUUUCUUUUUAAUACAGUUGCCAAACUCACCCAGAGCCAUAGCUCUGUUGAACCGUCCAUUCCACCUGCUCUUAGCAGCAAUGAUUUUAUGGGAUUCUUUAUAAAUAAGAUUGAUCUUAUUAAAAAUAAGAUCAUAAGCACUCCUCUAUCCGCGAUUGUACCUGAGGUAGUCAUGGAAUCUGAACCGGGUUUAGACUGCUUUGAUCCAGUUGAACUCUCUGAAUUAGCAAAAUUAUUGUCUUCAUCUAAGCCUUCAACUUGUAUGUUAGAUCCAGUUCCAACCAGGUUAUUUAAGGAGGUAUUCCCUUUGAUCUCCUCCUCCAUUUUAGAUGUGAUUAAUCUAUCUCUGUUACAGGGAUAUGUACCUAAAGCUUUUAAGAUUGCUGUAAUUAAACCUCUGCUUAAGAAACCGUCUCUUGACCCAGAUGACUUGGUCAAUAAUAGACCUAUAUCCAAUCUUCCUUUCUUAUCCAAAAUUCUUGAGAAAGUAGUUGCCAAACAAGUUUGCGAUCACUUACACCAUAAUGAACUUUUUGAAGAGUUUCAGUCUGGCUUUAGAGCUCAUCAUAGCACUGAAACAGCUCUGGUGAAAGUCACUAAUGAUAUUCUCAGAAAGGUUACCUGUGGAGUACCACAGGGAUCAGUGCUAGGACCAAUUCUCUUUACUUUAUACAUGCUCCCAAUUGGUAGAAUUAUUAGACAGCAUGGGAUUAAUUUCCACUGUUAUGCUGAUGAUACCCAGCUAUAUCUGUCUAUAAAUCCAGAUGAAGCUAACCCAUUACAUAGAUUACAGGCAUGUCUUGAAGACAUAAAAACCUGGAUGACUCUUAACUUUCUGCUUCUGAAUGCAGACAAAACAGAAGUUAUAGUCUUUGGACCAGAGUCUCUGAAAAAGAAACUGAUUAGCCAGUCACUUCAUUUGGAUGGGAUUAAACUGAUUUCAGAUAAUAAAGUAAAAAAUCUUGGUGUUAUUUUUGAUCAGGACCUGUCAUUUAAAUCCCAUAUCAAAGAGGUUUCUAGAAUUUCCUUCUUUCAUCUGAGGAACAUUGCAAAAAUUAGAAAUAUCCUGUCCAGGGGUGAUGCUGAGAAACUAGUCCAUGCAUUUGUUACUUCAAGGCUGGACUAUUGUAAUUCUUUACUAUCAGGAAGUCCACAAACUGUAGUUAAAAGCCUUCAGCUGAUCCAAAAUGCUGCAGCCAGAGUUCUAAUGAAAAUGAAAAAGAGAGAUCAUAUCUCUCCUAUCCUGGCUUCUCUUCAUUGGCUUCCUGUUAAAUCAAGAAUAGAAUUUAAAAUCCUCCUUCUCACAUAUAAAGCCUUAAAUGGCCAAGCUCCAUCUUAUAUCAGAGAUCUGAUUGUUCCUUAUGUUCCUAACAGAGCACUUCGCUCUCAAUCUGCAGGUUUACUAGUGGUUCCUAGAAUUUUUAAAAGUAGAAUGGGAGGCAGAUCUUUUAGUUAUCAGGCUCCUCUCCUGUGGAACCAACUACCAGUUUUAGUCCGUGAGGCAGACACCCUGUCUACUUUUAAGGCUAGGCUUAAAACUUUCAUUUUUGAUAAACCCACCGGCCCAUCCGUCAACAAUCGACCAUCAUCAGCUGACCGGCCACUGGCCCACCUACCUACAGCCGACCCGCCACCGGCCCACCUGUAUACAGCCGACCGGCCCUCCUGCCGACAACCGACCCGUCAGCCCACCAGCCACCGGCCCACCUGUCUACAGCCGACCGGCCCUCCUGCCGACAACCGACCCGUCAGCUCACCGGCCACCGUCCCACCUGUCUACAGCCGACCGGCCCUCCUGCCAACAACCGACCCGUCAGCCGACCGGCCACCGCUCCACCUGUUUCCAGCCAACUGGUCAACGACAUACCUGAGGAUCCCUGGCCCUCCAGCCCUUCUUCCGUAUUGGAUGAUGUGGAUCCUCCGGUCGCUGUGGUGGUUUACGCUCGGCUGCCUUCUGGUGUCACUUGCCCAACUGCAAGCUGACGCUCUGUUCCAGUACUCCGUUGUUGAACUUCUGAAGCUCCGACGCCAUGUCGACGUCCUCCAGCCUCCACAUGGUUGCUCCAUCCCCUCCGACAUCGCCUUUCAGCCCAACCGGAGAUACAUCCACCGUGGAUCGCGUGGUAAGCGCUUUCAUAGGAACCCCGAUCCCUCCAUACAGACUCUGCUCACCACGCGCCGCCACCCUCGUCACGCUCGCCGGGGUGCUAAUCCGGCCUCCCUGGCUAGCUUACCCAGGGUGGCUAACCCCGCCCCCAAACUUAACUCUGCCACCCUCCCCCUGUCUAAAAUCACCCUCCCUCGCAUCAUCUCCUUCCGGAAUGUAAAGGACAUCAACAUUGACGCCUUCACCUCUGACAUCAGUAAUAUCCCCAGUGUAUCCGCCUGCUGCUCACCUGAUGAACUGGUUUCCCACUACAAUCAAAAUCUCCAUACUCUCCUGGACAUCCAUGCUCCUCUGAAAUCUAGAUCAGUCUCCUUCACUCACUCAGCUCCCUGGUUCACUCCUGCUCUCCGUCACCUCAAAUCUCGCGGUCGUCAGCUGGAACGCCUUGCCAAUAAAACUGGACUCACCAUUCACAAAAAUAUGUACAAGGAUCACAUUGCACUGUACAAGACUUCCCUCUCCUCUGCCAAAUCUGCAUAUUACUCUAACUUAAUCCACUCCAACCGCCACAACUCCAAAACUCUCUUUUCCCUUCUCACUUCCAUCACCAAACCUCCCGACUCCCUUCCCUAUCAUAUGCAAUCCGAUGACUUCUGCAAUAACCUUAUGUCCUUUUUCGUCUCCAAAAUCACAAAUAUCCAUAAACACCUGACCUCUUCUGGAGCUGCAGCUCCUGGAGGUGACCCGGCUACCCCCUACCCAUCUUUUGCAACCACCCUCUCCAGUUUUGACCUUCCAUCUGUUCAAGCCAUUUCUGACUUCAUUCAUAAAUCCAAACCUUCCACAUGUCAGCUCGAUCCUCUCCCGUCCACUCUGGUUAAAUCCUGCUGCUCUUCAUUUGCUCCUCUCAUCACCAAAAUCAUCCACUCUUCCUUAAGCUCUGGUUCAGUCCCCUCUGCACUCAAAACCGCUACAGUCACCCCAAUUCUGAAAAAACCUGGCCUGGACCCCACCGACUUCAACAACUUAUCCAAUCUACCCUUCAUAUCCAAAAUUCUGGAAAAAUCUGUUGCCUCCCAACUCCACAACCACCUGAUGUCCAAUAAUAUUUACGAACAGUUUCAAUCUGGCUUCCGUCCUCUGCACAGUACUGAAACAGCACUCAUCAAGAUCUCUGACGACCUCCUUAUGGCUUCUGACUCUGGACUACUUUCCAUCCUCAUUCUCCUGGACCUCACAGCAGCCUUCGACACCAUCUCCCAUGCCACUCUCCUCAGUCGACUAUCAUCCAUCGGUAUCAGCCGCACCCCUCUAACCUGGUUCACUUCAUACCUCUCAGAUAGGAUACAGUUCAUACAACUCAAAUCUCAUAAGUCCAUCUACUUCCCUGUUUCUGCUGGUGUGCCCCAAGGUUCUGUCCUGGGGCCCCUCCUGUUUAUUAUCUACAUCCUCCCUCUUGGCUACAUCCUCCUCCAUCAAAUUCCACUGCUACGCGGACGACACCCAGCUCUACCUUUCUACUCAGCCAUCUGCCUCACUCCCACCAAUCUCCCUCACCCUCUGUCUCCAAGAAAUCCAUUCUUGGUUAAGAGUCUGGGUGUCGUCCUCGACAGCACCCUCUCCUUCCAGUCCCACAUUAACAACAUCACCCGGUCUGCCUACUUCCAUCUGCGUAACAUCUCUCGUCUCCGUCCCUCCCUCACUCCCCAAACUACCGCCAUUCUUGUUCACAGUCUCAUCACUUCACGCAUCGAUUACUGUAACUCACUUCUUUUUGGCCUUCCAAACAAGUCCCUCCAGAAACUACAGCUCCUCCAAAACUCUGCAGCACGCCUGAUCACUCGGACCCCCAUUUCUCAUCAUAUCACUCCCAUCCUGCAACAACUCCACUGGCUCCCCAUCAAACAAAGAAUCAUCUUCAAACUCCUCCUAACUACAUUCAAGGCCCUUCACAGCUUGGCUCCAUCUUACAUCUCAGAUCUCCUUCACGUUAAAACUCCCACCCGCUCCCUAAGAUCCUCCCACUCCUUCCAGCUCUCCGUUCCCUCGGCCCGUCUGGUCACAAUGGGGAACCGGGCAUUUAGUCGCUCUGCUCCCCACCUCUGGAACUCCCUCCCUCCGGAUCUCCGUACUCUGGACUCCUUCCCUCUUUUCAAAUCCAGACUCAAAACUUUCCUGUUCAGACAGUCCUAUCCCAUCUAG
Molecule: messenger RNA, 5586 nt
Organism: Cyprinodon tularosa
Lineage: Eukaryota; Metazoa; Chordata; Actinopteri; Cyprinodontiformes; Cyprinodontidae
Molecular function (GO): catalytic activity
Source: RefSeq, a predicted model, not a curated record